AUGGGAACCCUCUUCCGUGCUUUCCGCGCCGGUUUCAACUUGGCAGGAGUGACCACAGGUCCCCCUGAUAAGCCACCCGAUUGGGCUUCUUUCCAAAAAACCUGCUCCUUCACUUUCAAAUCAGAGGCAUACUUGGACGAAGUGUGCUUCUCAUUCCAUGACCGCCUGAAGGAAUGGCCCCAAAAACCGGCCCAUAUAACAUUCAAGUAUCUCCAAGCAGUUGACUUCUGCUUCCACCUGGGUGCCCCUAGGAUGGUAGACUGGGGCCUGGAGAAUAUUGCUCUCAUUGAAGACCUUGGCGUAAUCAAGCCUGGCGUGGGCAAAACUGGUGAUGCAUACGAACUAGCUCGUCUGCAUUCCUACGGCCAGGAGCUGGCGGGCCUUCUGCGCGAUCAGCAAAGACUGGAGAGGGAGCGCGGGGGGAUUGACUGGAAGGCGAGAAUGAAGAGAGUGGUAACUGCGGACUGGGCAACAGAAGCGUCUUCCCCGACAGUCGCCGCAACAACUACACCAACCACUGUAAUCCCAGCCGUGUUUGUGGAGGAACCUACAACGCGAUCUUUACCGCAGAAACCGCCUCCGGCACCAUCUGAAACUACUAGAACUCUGUCAGAUCCUGCUCAGCUCGGUCGGCGCAAGCUUCCGCCACCUUGGACGCCAAAAUCGACAUCGACCACCGACUCUGGUGUCAGUUUCGGCACUAUAGGUCCUCAACUAUCCCCCAAACCCUCAAAAGCAGAACUGGGUCGAAAACAGUCUCGAAAUUCCCUUCUUGAUAAACCAGGCGAUUCUCGUUCUGGGGCUGUCGAGAACGGCAAUCCAUCUCCGCGGCUGUCGCCUAAGCCCUCUCAGCCACGGUUGCAUAAAGAGCGGUCUCGAAAUUCCCUAAUCGAUAAACCAAGUGAUUCUCAGGCUAGAAACAUCAAUGGCAGUAAUCAGAAUGUGAAGGCGGUAACCCCUGAUGAUAUGGCCAAGCAGUUCAAAGUUAGGAAAGAUACCUUUGAGCUGAGGCUCAAGGCUCAGGCAGAUCGUCAACCAAGGAACCCAGUCGCCAACCCAGCACUCAGUUCAGAAAGUCGACGACUUUCCCCGAGCCCUCGUCGCCACCAUCUCCCGGACCUAGUACGUGAUUCAAGACUUGAUACAACCUUUGAUCUGAAUAGCCGAACAGUCUGUCACGUUUCCUUCAUAACCAAUCUCGCCAGCCGACAGCGCCGAGUUAAAACGGAAGUGACAUGGAAGAGAAGUAAAAGAAUUGGGGCUGGUGGUUUCGGAAGCAUCUGGCUUGAGAGAUGCGUCGAGGGAGGGAGUUUGGGGCAACUUCGGGCUGUGAAGGAGAUUGCAAAGCAGCCAGACGCUACGCAUGCCGUUGACUAUACAAGAGAACUUGAAGCCAUUGCCAAGUUUUCUCAUGAGAGGUAUUCGGCAUUCUUUGUCCAGUCGACGGGUUGGUAUGAGGACGAGUACAGCAUUUUCAUACCAAUGGACUAUCAUGAAAUGGGUGAUCUACAACAAUUCAUGAAGAGGCCUCUCCCUGAGAGGGAAGCGAAGGACAUCAUCUCACAGAUACUCGAGGGUUUGGCGUUGAUGCACGACAAUGGAUUUACACACCGAGAUCUCAAACCAGCGAACAUAUUGGUAGUGGAGACAUCUCCUCAAUGGUGGGUGAAGAUUACAGAUUUUGGAAUAUCAAAAAGAGCAGAGGAGUCUUCGCCGUUGUGCACAGUCAUUGGCACACCCGCCUAUCUUGCCCCAGAAGUUCGAAGCAUGCAACAUCGACCUCGACAUCUGGGCCUAGGUGGUAACAGUACUGCUGGACAGAGAGAUUCUUACACCAAUGCAGUUGAUCUUUGGUCCACCGGAGUGAUUGCAUAUCAGUUGCUCACGACUCAAUUGGUCUUUUCGGAACCUGGAAGUCUGCAAAACUACGCGGGUGGAAAGGCAAAGUUCCCUCGUCAACCCCUCACGCGCGUUAGUGCCAGCGACAUUUGUUUGGAGUUGCUAGCGAAGCUAUUGUCACCAGCGGCUGCAGAGAGGCCUUCUGCGGCCGAGGCUUUGGCCCAUUCAUGGAUGCUUUCACCUGAUAUGACGGGCAGCCAAACCGGAAAGCCGGGUAGAUUUUCUGACACUUAUCGCAGUCAUCAAGUCUAUUCGGUGACUGAAGAGGCGAGUGCGGAAUGGCCUAGCACACUCGGCUAG
Molecule: messenger RNA, 2199 nt
Organism: Clonostachys solani
Lineage: Eukaryota; Fungi; Ascomycota; Sordariomycetes; Hypocreales; Bionectriaceae
Source: the annotation of a GenBank genome assembly